AAGGAUUGUGUGGGGUGUAAACUGUAUGAGAUGGGAGGAUACUUUGCAGGUGAGCCCCACCCUCUCCUGUUGCACAGACUGCUAGCAGAGAGAGAAGCAAACACACCUGGACAACCCAAAUCUGUGGGAUAUUCACAUUUGAACACAUAUGCAAAAAAGAGAAAGGUUCUCCUGAAGUCCCUUCUCCCCUGCGUCUCCAGGGGGCCUCUACCAUGAUGAAGCUGACCGGUGCUAUUCUACUUCUCUCGUUGGUGACGCUAGUCCAUGGUGCCUGCUCUCUCAAUGGGAGGAACAGAGGAGACCUCUAUGACUGCCCAGCGGAUGUGUACAUUGUUCUGGACACCUCAGAGAGUGUGGCACUGAGGGCCAAGCCCUACGGCUCCUUUGUUGAUCAGAUCAAGCAGUUUGCCCUGGACUUUGUGGACCAGCUCAAUACUAGAUACUACAGCUGUGAGCGUAACCUGACGUGGAGUGUGGGAGUGCUGCACUACAGUGAUGAGGUAAAGGUGAUGAGGGAGCUGACCAGCACCAAGGAGGCCCAAGGAAGAGCUCAGCUGAAGAGAGCUAUACAGGACAUUCGCUACAUCGGCAAGGGAACCCACACCGACUGUGCCAUCUCCGUAGCAACUGGGCAGCUGAUGACAGGCUCUCCUCUCCAUGGCAACAAGUACAUGGUGGUGGUGACAGAUGGCCACCCGCUGGACGGCUAUAAGGAGCCGUGUGGCGGGGUGGCAUACACUGUGUCUGAGGCCAGAGCCAUGAACAUUAACAUCUUCAGCGUGGCUAUCACUCCACAUCACCUGGACAACAGACUUGGUUCCAUAGCAACAGAUCUACAACACACCCAUAACAUGUCUGCUACUAGUGAGGACCUGCAGGUUGUUAGGAACACCAUCAGCUCCAUAGUGUCUACCAUGUACAAGGAUUCUGAAUCUGUGUGCUGUUCGUUCGAGUGCAAGGUUCCCCUGGGAUCUCAAGGCCCUGCUGGUGCAGGAGGGGGCGCGGGAACUCCAGGACGUCAGGGGUUGCCGGGAGACCGGGAAGUUUGGGAGCAAAGGGGACUGCAGGUGACCAGGGGCCCCAAGGACACAGAGGAGAGAAGGGUGACCGUGGUCCUACUGGUGACAGAGGUCCAAGAGGACCAUCUGGACAAAAGGGUGAGAAAGGAGCGGAUGGAGUGGACGGGAAGGAUGGCCUUGUGGGGGACUCUGGGGUCAUGGGCCUGCCUGGUUGUAGAGGAGACGAGGGGGCAGAGGGGGAGCCAGGUCCUCUGGGGCAGAAAGGAGAUGAAGGAUCUUAUGGAUUACCUGGACAAAAGGGAGAGAUGGGAACACCUGGGGAGCCAGGGGUUCCUGGAGUGUCUGGAGCCAACGGAGCCAAGGGGGAGCCUGGACCAAUCGGAGGACCUGGAAAUAAGGGUGACCAAGGAGACCAAGGGGACUUUGGACCGUCUGGAGCGCCAGGCACAGAGGUUUGGAACUCAGCUAGUUCUAGAAUCAAUACAUCACCCGGACCAGGACGAACACUGUCCACAUAAUCUGACACAGGAAGACACAUAUCUUACUAGAUCACUGAACAUCAGGGGUGUAGGGGGAGAGAGGGGACUGAGAGGUGCUCCAGGAAUAAGAGGUGGUCAAGGGGAGACGGGUGACACAGGCUCUGCUGGAGCACAGGGUCAUGAAGGUCAGGCUGGAGAUGUGGGUUCACAGGGUCUGAGUGGAGUGUCUGGGCUCAAAGGGGUGUUAAGGGCCCCAGGGGGCCUCCAGGAGCACCAGGAGAUGCAGGGCCCAUUGGGAAAAGGGGUGAUGCUGGAACACAGGGAGAAGGCCAACCUGGAUAUCCAGGGUUCCAGAACAACCAGCCAGGUCGUGGAGGACUCCAGGGGCCAAAAGGAUACCCUGGUCUCACAGGAGAGAAUGGAUCCCCAGGCCCAGUGGGCCAUCCGGGGGCAGACGAAUUUGUUUGUGGAGGUCAUCUCAAAACAGAAGAAGGAGCUCAGUGUUGUAGGGACCAAUCUGGCAUUUCUGCAGGACCGAACCAGAGAGAUUGCAGGACACAUUCAUGCUGUGCUGGCAUUCACAGAGUGUGAGUGUGGUCCGGUGAAGCUACUCUUUGUACUGGACAGUUCAGAGAGUGUUGGGCUGCAGAACUUCACCCUGGAAAAAGAGUUUAUAAUUCGAAUCAUCAACAAGAUUACCAAGUUCAGCAAAGACAAGAAGGAGCUAGGAUCACGAGUGGGUGUAGUUCAGUACAGCCAUGACGGCACCCAGGAGCUGGUAUCUAUGGAGGACCCCAAGAUCACCACAGUAGCACAGCUGAAAAGCUCUGUGAGAAACAUGCGCUGGAUUGCCGGUGGUACGUACACGGGAGAGGCGCUGGAUUUUGCCCGGCAGGCAUUCGGCAGCUCCCAGCUGGACCAAAAGGUGGCCAUAGUCUUGACAGACGGACGGUCAGACACCCGCCGGGACGCCAAACCGCUGUCCUCCCUCUGCUCUGUGCCCAAUAUAAGGGUGGUGGGCAUUGGCAUAGGUGACAUCUUCAGACGGGCGUCCUACGCCACCAUGCUGGAGGAGAUCACCUGUCUGGGCACAGCCUCACCUGGACUCUACCUGAAGAUUACAGACCACGUGCAACUGCUGGAGGACUCCUUCUUCAACAACGUUACUGGCUACAUCUGCCAAGAUAAGAAAUGUCCUGAUUACACCUGUCCAGCCAACUUCCAGGAAGCUACAGACAUAGUCUUCAUGUUGGACGGCUCCUCCAGUGUGGGCCAGGCCAACUUCUACAGAGCCAGAGAGUUUGUUGAGAACAUGGCCACCAGGCUGCUGUCACAGAACCGGGAGGGCUGCUCCGCCUGUCCGUCAUGCAGUACAGCGAUGGGCAGCAGCAGAGAGUGGAGGUGCCCUUCACUGCCAGGGUUGAUGAUGUGCUAACGGGGCUAGCAGCUACGCUCUACAUGGACGGGGCCACCGACUUACCGGCUGCCCUGGCCUUCCUGACCUCCACCCUCCAGAGGGAGGGCCGCUCUGCUGUCCCCAGGAAAGUGGUGCUGUUCACGGACGGCAGGUCUGUGGCCUCUGCCCGGGCUGCUAUCCCCAGAGCUGCGCCGCCGCUCUGGCAGAGAACACACAGCUGCUGGCCAUCACUGUGGGCGAGGGCUUUGAUGAGGCGGGCGUGUGCCAGCUGGUGACGGGACAGGCGAACGGGUUUGAUUACCGCGUCGUGGAUAGUCGUGUCCACCGAGUGGCACUGUACAGUGACCUGGCCAGACGGGUGGUCAUGCAGAGCCUGGCUAGAAAGCUCUCUAAAGCUCUCUGAAGCUCUCCGAAGUUCUCUAAAGCUCUCUGAAGCUCUGUAAAACUAUCUCAAUCUCUCUGAAAUUCUCUAAAGCCAUGUAAAGCUCUCUAAAGCUUUCUGAAGCUCUGUAAAGCUUUCUGAAGCUAUGUAAAGCUCUCUGAAGCCCUGUAAAGCUUUCUGAAGCUCUCCAAAGCUCUGUAAAGCUCUCUGGAGCUCUCUAAUGCUCUUAAAGACCUCCCUACUACUGACAUGUCUAUGAAUUGUUCUGUUGUGCCAUGUAUUAGGCCAUUAAGAAAUUAGAUAGAUACAUUUUAUACUUUUGUGUUUUCCUUAUGUGUUUGAGGGCCUCCUGCUUUUCACGUGAAAUAAAAUGAAUAUGUUUGUCAUAAGAAGCACUUGGGUAGAUUAAUAAGCGUUACGCUGUAAGUUUGGUGAUAAGAUGAACAGUUUUCUUUUGCUCAAAUUUCUUGACAAAUAAAAUAUUGGACAAACUAACUCGCUAA
Oncorhynchus keta (chum salmon) is the source of this 3800-nucleotide messenger RNA. RefSeq names its product collagen alpha-1(VI) chain-like. The transcript is spliced from 34 exons. The record is from RefSeq and is a predicted model, not a curated record. NCBI's taxonomy places the organism in Eukaryota, Metazoa, Chordata, Actinopteri, Salmoniformes, Salmonidae. The coding region runs from base 213 to 2933 and encodes 906 amino acids.